Molecule: messenger RNA, 2010 nt
Organism: Onychostoma macrolepis
Lineage: Eukaryota; Metazoa; Chordata; Actinopteri; Cypriniformes; Cyprinidae
Exons: 2
Coding region: 54-1811 (585 amino acids)
Molecular function (GO): nucleic acid binding; metal ion binding; hydrolase activity
Source: RefSeq, a predicted model, not a curated record
AAAGUUGCUGCACUUCUGGUGUCUCUGCUCUGUAACGCGAGCAGUUUCACACCAUGUUUGUUCCAGCUCUGCUCACCUGUAUUGUGCUGAGAGCAUUCAGUGCUCAAGCUAAAGUAGCUGAAAACUUUGACUGUAAAGAAUUUUUCUACAGAGACACAGAACCGGGGGGAAUGGAUCAGAAUGCCAAGAAAAUCUGUCAGUUUACAGCAAAAUUCGGCCCUCAUUACGCUACGCUGUACUCGGUUUAUCACAGGAUUCCUCUCUACAGCGCCUACAGAUUUGACCCAACAUGCUUCACUGACAGUGGAAGGCCAAGCUUCUGGCAUUUAGAGCCACAGAUUUCCGAACCUGAAGAACAAAAUCUACAUGCUAUGGUCCGUGAGACUCAACAUAAUAAAAACGAUUAUAAAGGAAAUCAAGCCAUCAGCGACGACUACAGUGAAACAGGAUAUGAUCGUGGACACCUGAACCCCAACAGCUUCCAGUGUGGUGAAGGGCGUAUAGCAACGUUCACGCUGACCAAUGCAGCACCUAUGGAUGCGUGCUUCAACCGUAACCAAUGGGCAAAGUGGGAGAAAACUUUGAGGACUUUUUUAAGAGACAAGCUUUCAAGUGACGGUGGUUCUGCUACAGUCUACAUUAUCACAGGUACAGUACCCCCCGAUGAGAAUCUACGGAUACCACAAAGCGAAAUCUCUGAAGAGCCUGAAAGGGUGACGGUGCCGUCUCACAUCUGGACGGCCGUCUGCUAUAAGCACCACUCUGAUGACAGAAAGUCUUUCUCCUUCGGCUAUAUGGGGGAAAACACGCCGGAAGGCAGCAUAAACCUGAUGAGCGUCUUAAACCUGAACACACAAAUACAAAAUCUCUAUCGUCAGCUCUCAUCCAUUUUUGUGGAUGAUUGUUUUCAUGACAAUAAUAAAUUAGAUGGGGUUAAGGUCAAAUUUCAGAAAUUAAUCAAUCUACAAAGCAAGGAGAAGCAAGGAGUCCAAAUGAGCUCAGGCAUGCAAAGCACGUAUCUCGCAUUGAGAAAGGCUGCCGACAGUAACAUCAUACCUGAAAAGAAAUUCAAGGUGAGUGAGAUGACAAUAAAAUUAGCCUUUGACAGCAUGAGCACUUACAACAAUGUAGUAAAGGAUAUGAAGCUUUCUGCUGAAAGCACUUGUCUUAUAACUCUCGUGAAACCACAAGUAAGGGGAAAAAGGGACAUAUCAGGGGUGUCGGAUGCUGUUGAAUGCCUGCUGGUCCCAGAGAAGCAGAAGACUGCAGCUGAUGGAUCGCCCUGCUCGAAAUUCUCUGACUCUACAUACAGCUGUGAAUGUGAAACAAAUGGUGAAAUCAAGUCCUGCUGCUCCACUCCCUGCCUGUACCGGGACAAUCUCAAUUCCUACAGGUGUUACUCAGGCCAGACGCAGAUCGAGUGCUCAGCCCGGUACUCACUCAUCACUUUUAAAGGAGAGAAGUGCUUGGAUGAUCACCCAUGUGCAACAUACGGCAAUGACUACUACUGGUGUAACACCAUCUCUGGCAGCUGGGACUACUGCAGCCCUCCGCUGUGGAGAAGUAUAGCUAAAAACGGGAAGUACUGCCGCAGUGACCAUGCCUGUGCCAAAUAUGGAUCAGGGCAAAUGUGGUGCUACACGGAUGAUGAAGGCAAUUAUGAAGACUGCUGUACUUCUGAUGACUGCCACUUAGCUGUGAAUGGCCAAACCUGCAGGUCUGAUCACAAGUGUGGCUACCAUGGGAAUGAUUACCUGUGGUGCUACACGGACUAUGAAGACAACUGGGAUUACUGUUGCAGAUCAUGUUGAUUAUAGUUGGUUUACAAUUUGUGGUAUGAGUAUAACUAAAGCAGGACUUUGCAAAAUGUACUGGGAGCACUUACUAACCUACAAACUAUCUAACAUAAAAAAAAUAAAGACUGAAAUUAACAGCAGCUUAAAAUGCUUAAACUUAAAGGGUAUAUGUAUGCAAAAACCAAAAAAUCUCAUUAAAAACAUUAAUCUAUAA